AUGAAGGUGAUGCAGCUCAUCUCACCAGGCGUGAGCAAAUUUUGGAACCUCUUAGAGAUCCGCAUUCUGGUUCUACUUAGCCUUGCCAUCCAAACCAUUCUCACCCUGACAGGCAGAAAGAGGAAGAAUUCAAAUAGUGACAUGCUCAGUAUCCUUCUAUGGGUCACCUACAUGGUAGCAGACUGGGCUGUGACAGUCUCACUUAGUGUGCUUUCCAACCAUGCACGGAGCUCUUGCGGCCAUUCCUUAGAUUCAAACAUUGCACUUACACUAGUUAGCCAAGUGGUAGUAGCUGCCUAUGUCUUACUUAAAGCCUGGACCAAUACUCCACUAAAUAUUCUAGCAAUUCCAGUGUUUUUAUCUGGGGUUGUUAAGUGUGGACAGAGGGUAUGGGUUCUGUGGUCUGCAAGCAGUGAGAAGUUUAGAGAGUCUAUGCUCUCUCCUCCAGACCCAGGUCCAAAUUAUGCCAGAUACAUGGAGGAAUACAGCUCAAAGAAAGAUGAGGGGUUCAAGGUUUCAUUGGAGAAAUUAAUUAGAUUUCCCAUAGAAGUUGAAAACUCAUAUACGGAGCCAGUAAACAAUCCUCUUGACAGUUUAGAAAUUUUACAGUAUGCCUAUGGUUUCUUUGCAACAUUUAAGCUGCUGUUUGCAGAUCUCAUCCUCAGUUUCCACGAUAUCGAGAAAAGCCAAUCCUUCUUCAUGAAGAUAUCAUCUCAAGAUGCUUUUGAAGUGAUUGAGGUUGAGCUUGGAUUCAUCUAUGAUGUGUUUUAUACAAAGGCAGUUCUGAAACAUGAGUACUCCAGAGAGAAUGUGGUUAUCACAUAUGUAUUGGUAGCUGGAGCUAUUAUCCUUGAGCUUUAUGCAGCAAUAUUACUGCUAUGCUCAGACUGGAUGAUGCUAUCGCUGAAGAAGCACAGCCUCUUAUAUCAAGCAAUUUCAUCACUUCCAUUUACUAGAAGCAAAAGGUGGUCUAACACCAUGGCACAACACAACCUGAUAAGCACUUGCCUUGAAUAUAAGCCAGCCAGUUGCAGAUUUCUCACCAAGGUCUUAUGCAUUGAUGCAUUAUUGGAAAAGCAUCGGUACAAAUACUCAAAAAAAGUUCCUUCAAAAUUGAAAAAAGUGAUCUUUGACCAGCUUUCAAAUAAAUCAAGGAGUGUUUCAGAUAUCAAGGAAUGCAAGAAAUUUUGUGAUGGCAGGGGUUAUGAGGUGCUUGAAGGUGCAAUAUCUUCCGUUGGAAUCAGUGAUGGAGAAAGAGAGACCAUCAAAGAAAGCGUUGACAAACUUAAGGUAGAAUUUGAUAAAAGCAUUCUUCUCUGGCAUAUUGCAACAGAUGAUCUAUGUUUGAGUUCUGAUAAGCAAAAAGAUCUGAAAUCAGUUAAAACCCCACAUUCAACUGCUAAAGAAUGGGAUAGUGCAAAGAAGUGGGAACUAAUUUGUCAUGUGUGGGUGGAAAUGCUAUCUUAUGCUGCGAGUCAUUGUCAAUGGAAUCAUCAUGCUCAGCAGCUCACCCAAGGAGGGGAGCUUCUCCCUCAUGUGUGGCUUCUUAUGGCACAUCUUGGUAUUACUGAGCAGUUUCAAAUUUCACUAGGGCAUGAAAGGGCAAAGUUGAAUGUGGAGUAA
Molecule: messenger RNA, 1623 nt
Organism: Quercus lobata
Lineage: Eukaryota; Viridiplantae; Streptophyta; Magnoliopsida; Fagales; Fagaceae
Exons: 4
Coding region: 1-1623 (540 amino acids)
Source: RefSeq, a predicted model, not a curated record